UUACUCCAAUCUUUCAAUAACACACCACUACCCAUGCCACUGCCAACAUGCAAACCACAAACAACGAGUACCUUAGACAAAAACAUUCACUUUCUCACCACCUGAGUGAAUGUUCUUUAAUACUGUAAUGUUGGCACACCUGGCUGUUACCUCUUCUCAAUGCCUGCUCAGUGGCCCUGCUGCUGCUGCCCUUCAGUCACCCAACAGCUGUGUUAGGGGUAAUGUGCGUCUCUCUGUGAUCGCUCCCUCCUCCAUUAUGACUACCCAGGGCUUAAGUGGUCAGCUGUCUCGAGUGCUGAGUGCUGAUGAGAAUGCAAAGGUGGUGAGGGCGUUUGGCGACGGGUGUAAGGUGCAGGCGGCGGGCGUGGUGCAGCUGUUCAUGACGGAGCCUCCUCAUAAUCACAGCUGGAUCAAGAAUGGUGCAGGCGUGGCGACACUCACGAGGGAUGAGAACAGGCGGGGGUUCUUCAUUCAGGUGGUGGACAUCGAGGUCGGGGUGGCGAUCUUCGAGCAAGAAGUCUACAGGGAGUUCGAGUAUCACAGUGAUGUUAAUUUCUUCCACCAGUUCGAGGGAGAGGACAGAAUGAUAGGCCUCAACUUCUGUGAUGACGUGGAUGCUUCUAACUUCAGGAACGCUGUCAACAACUUACUGGAGAACCGGAGGAAGAAGCGAAUCGAACGCCAGAAGAGAUUAAUUCAGGAAGAAAGCGAUAAAAUGAAUCAGCUGACUCUUAGGAAACAAAAAGCACAACGAGAACAACAACAGCUACAACAACAACAACAGCUACAACAACAACAACAGCAACAACAACAACAACAACAACAACAGCAAAAGGAGAAAAGUAAAAUUCCAGGCAAAAAGAGCAGAUUUAUGAAGAAAGAUAAGAAAAAACUCAGGAACAUGGUGAUAAGUAGCCCCUACAACUUCGAGCACGUGAGUCACGCUGGAAUUAAUAACUCCUUCAACAUUGAUGACGACCUGAUGUCCCUCUUCCAAAUGGCUGGGCUGGACAAGAGCAAGCUGCAGGACCAAGCGACGCGCCAGUUCGUAUACGGAUACCUGGAGCAGCAUGGCGGCCUGGAGGAAGCGAGGAAGAAGAGCAAGAAGUAUUCCAUGUAUCAUCACGAAGGCAGGCUCUCCAACAGGCCCGCCCCCGCUCCUGUUCCUGCCCCCGCUCCCUCCCCCGCCACUGCCCACGCCCCUAAAUUAAUGGCCCCUCCACCCCCACCAGAAAGACGCACCAGAUCCUCCUCUUCCACCUCCUCUACCACCUCCACCACCACCACCUCCUCCACCACCCCCUCCCUGCAAGCUCCUUCCCCGCCAAGACGCCGUACUUCUAGCAACACCACAGCCCCACAGCCCCCGCCAGGACGCCCCAGCAUCCCCCAGGACUCCCUUCCACUGCCCCAGCCACCGCAGGUCAAAGAUGGCUUGGUACCCCCUACCCCUCCACCUCCCAGAAAACCUUAUGUACAGUCGACCUCCUCCACUGAUAUCUCCUCCUUCUCCAUACCUCCUCCUCCUUCUCUUCAGUCACAGCCUCCUCCUCCUCCUCCUCCUCUUCCUUCAAGCACUCGUAAACCUCCUGCUCAAAAGCCACAGGUAUCCUCUGGUCCUCUUCCUCCUCCUCCGCCUCCUCUACCUCCUCCAGCUCCUCCUGCUCCCCCGCUUCCGCCUCCUACCGCGCCAGGGUCACCGCCUUCUGCGCCCCCUCCGCCAGUGGACCUCAGAGGCGCCCUCAUGGACCAAAUUCGCAGUACAGGGAACAAGACUUUGAAGAAAGUCGGUCUUCCUCCCCCUCCUGCACCGGGAGACCAGCGCGGGCAGCUCCUGCAGGAUAUCAAGUCCAGAGGAUUCAAACUGCAUCAUGUGGAGGUGCCCACGGAGACAGUGAAGCCCGAGGAGCUGGAGGGCAUGGCGUUGGGUCUGCAGCGUGCCCUUGAGGAGCGUUUCCAGGUCAUCCACUCCGACUCUGACGAUUCUGCCGACGAUGACGACGUCUCAGAUGACGAUGAGUGGGACGACUGAGAGAGGGAGUAGCAGUGAGGCGAUCCAGGGAGGGUGUCUGUCUGGCGUACCUAUGCAAGCCCCGUAUUCUGAAACCCUCUGCUCUUUCACCUCGACUAUUUUCCAAGGCCACAGAGAUGAUUAACCGGGUUGUCAAGAGUGUUUAUCUUCUUAAUAAUGUAGAGACGUUGUUUAUCUGUCAGCAGAAUCAUAGAAACACUCUUAAAAACCCGUGUAACGUCAACUAGAACCUUUUGGAAGUAGUGGAGGUGGGGCGCGGAAGUGGUUCAGAAUACCAUCCUAAGGUGCGUGCAGGGAACGUUAUCUGGGACUGUAAUCUUUAGUUCCUUGAAAUCUGGAUGGCUUCCUGGAACAUGUUGGGUAAGUCCAUUGCUACUCGCUAUUGUACCGAAGAAAACUCGCGAGAAGUCGAUUCAUUGCGUCUGUGGCCUUUGCAAUUAGGAGAGAGAAAAGCGUUUGAAAUUUUGAACAGACCCGUGGAAGUGAGGGUUACCAGGGUGCUUGCAUGGGUGUAGUGAUGGCACAGUAACACCAGAUCCUCGGCUGUCGGAAAAAAACUCAUGAAAAUUCGAUCUGUGGCCUUUGAAAUCAACAAAAGUAAAGCGUUUAAAAUUUUGAACAGACUCUUGGAGGUGAAGAUUUCCAGAGUGUUUCCAUGGCUGCGGUGAUGGCUUGACAAAACUGAACCAUUGUCUGACUGGGAAAAAAAAAAAAAACACGAGAAUUUGAUCCAUUACGUCUGUGACCUUUGAAAUUUUGAACAGAUUAAUGGAAGUGAGGGUUUCCAGGGGGCUUUUCUGGGUGCAGUGAUGGGUUGGCAAAACUAAAACAAAAAAAAGCAUUGUCAGACGAAAAAAGAAAAGAAAAGAAAAAGUCAAUCCAAUACCUCUGUGGGUUUCGAAAUUAGGAGAAAGCAAGGCGUUUAGAAUUCUGAACAAACUAGUUAUGGGUGUUUUCCUGGGCGUGGUGAUGGCAUGAUAACACCAAACCAUCGGCAGACUGAAAAACUCGAAAAUUCGAUCUGUGGCUUUUGAAAUGAAAGAAUCAAAGGGAAAAACUCGUGGAAAUUCGUUCUGUGGCUUUUGAAAUGAAGAGAAGCAAAGCGUUUAAGAUGUUUAACAGACUAGUGGAAGUUCAGGUUUCCAGGGUGAUGGCUAAGCAAAACUGAAAAAUCGGCAGUCGAAAAAAAAAAAAGUGUAAAUUCGAUCUGUGGCUUUUGAAAUGAAGAGAAGCAAAGCAUUAAGAUUUUGAACAGACUAGUGAAAGUUCAGGUUUUCAAGCUGAUGGCUAAACAAAACUGAAAAAUCGGCAGUCGAAAAAAAAAAAAGUUAAAAUUCUACCUGUUACCUUUGAAAACAGUAAGGAGAGAACAAAGCGUUUAGAAAAUACAGAACCAGUUGUCUUUCCUCCCUCAAGUCUUAUGUACAGCGUGCGUAGAUAUUUUCUGUGGAAGAGUUAAAUAUUACCUUGUGUGCCUCCAGUGGGUAAUUACCUGUGCUGCUUGUUUGGGUGAGGUGCGCAGGUGCAGUACCGUCUUCGUUUUUUCGUCUCCAGAAUAUACUUAAGUCGUCUUUCCUUGAUUUGAGUGCAGGAUGUGUUAAGACUGGUUUGUUUAGAGUUAUUUUGAGUUGUAAAAUGUAUGUAAACGAAUGGCACUGAGAUCUGGCUAGUAUGAUUUACAGAACAUGCUAAAGUUAUUGAGAUUUGCGUGUCAUUUUGGAUAAUAAUUAAAUGACUCGAUUUGGUUGUCAUUUUAGUUGUGUGUUCACUUCCAUUACAGUCCAUGACAAACUA
Molecule: messenger RNA, 3826 nt
Organism: Scylla paramamosain (green mud crab)
Lineage: Eukaryota; Metazoa; Arthropoda; Malacostraca; Decapoda; Portunidae
Product: actin nucleation-promoting factor WASL-like
Exons: 10
Coding region: 110-2032 (640 amino acids)
Molecular function (GO): actin binding
Source: RefSeq, a predicted model, not a curated record